ACCUGGUUUAGACCAGGUCUAGAUCAGGUCUUUAGUUCUGGUUUAGUCGUGGUUUAGUCCUAGUUUAAACCUGGUUCAGUUCUGGUUUAGUCCUGGAUUAGUCCUGGUUUAGUCCUGGAUUAGUUCUGGUUUAGUCCUGGUGUUAGUUCUGGUUUAGAGGCGCACAGGGGGAAGCGCGAUUUACGCGAGAAAACACGGUCCACACGCGGCGCACGAGACGGCGGUGUCCGCGCUGUAACUACGGAAGGAGACGUGGUCCGCGGGUUCUCAGGUUGAUGACGAUGAUGAAGGGUUUGACAAAUGACACAUCAUCUCAAUCAGAUUGCAUUUAAAUGUGUGUUUACUUAUAAAAACACUGCAUCAAAAUGGGACCAAAGAGAGACUAAUCCUGGCACUAGACCAGGACUAAACUAGGACCUGAACAGGACCAAACCCAGUCUACAUCAGGAAAGAGGGCUAAAGCCAAGACCAAACAAGAACAAGUGUGAACACAACUCGAACAAACAAGCAUCUCAAUGAAUACGUCUGUAAAAGGGAUCGUAUUUGUGGUGCUCCUAGGCAUCUGUGGCAUCUGUGGCAUCUAUAACUUAUGGGAAAUGCCAGACAUGACAUCCUGGGGUUUAAAUUUUAUGGAAAAAUAUAAAGAAAUUGACUGUGAGAAACGUAUUGUGAAUCAGCAAGAUGAACAAUGGUUUCUGCGGCAUUUCCAGAAAUCUAUUCCACCUUUCUUAAGUAGGAAUUAUAAUGUGUCACAAGAGGCAUUUUCCUGGUGGACGAAACUGCAGGCUAAUCCAAAGAACUUUGACCUAAAACUUUUCAGUGAAACAACACAGAAAAUCUUUGAGGGCAUUCCUGCACAUCCUCCUGUUGCUGAAACCAACCCAGAUCACUGUCGAACAUGUGCUGUGGUGGGCAACUCAGUAAACCUGAAAAGAAGUCAUUAUGGAAAGUUAAUAGAUCAACAUGAGAGUGUAUUUAGAAUUAACCUUGGUAUGACUAACGGCUUUGAGAAGGAUGUAGGGACCAAGACAACCCACCGCGUUAUCUACCCAGAGAGUAUGGGUGCGAGGUUGGACAACACAACACAUCUGGUUUUUUUCCCAUUCAAAUUGAAGGAUCUGAAUUGGCUUGCCUAUUGGGUCACACCAGGCACUGUAAGGGUUAAUAAUCCAAUAAAACGUAAAGACUUGGUGUUGAUGGCUAACCCAGCCUUUAUGCGAUAUAUCCAUUUAUCAUGGCUCCAAGGUAAAGGACAAUAUUCAUCCACUGGCUUCAUGACUGUGAUUCUGGCCUUGCACAUUUGUGAUGAGGUGAGUGUCUUUGGGUUUGGAGCUGACAGCGAUGGGAACUGGAGCCAUUACUGGGAACCACUGUAUGAUAAGCACUUGAGAACUGGACCUCAUCCUGGUUCUCUUGAACUUAACUUAAUUGAGGAACUGGCGAGACGAGGAAAGCUUGUGUUUUACAGAGGCUUUUAAAAAGUGGAGCACCGUACGUCUGAACAUUUGAAGGACAUACUGAAAACUUUUUAAUUCACUCUGUCAUGUUCAGGGGUUGUUUUUACAUUUCAGUUUUUACAACUGAAAGGUGUUACUAAACUGUUUCAGUUUGAAAGUGUGUACACCUUGUGAAAGCCUUUCCAUUUUGGAUUGUUCAGCACUUAAUCAUUAUUCAACUGUGGCUUUAUUGUGUUCCAUCAAAAUUAUUAGCCUCUUCUCCUCCUCUUCUCCUUCUUUCUGACAUCUCCGAGGCAUCCAAAUAGUGCAUUUUUUGAUGCUGCGGUCUGGCUUAUAUUUGCUAUCACAGGGUAUUCGCGAAGGCCCAGAAGAUGGGGUGAUAUGAUCACCCCAUCACACACAUCACACCCCUCAAUGAAUUACGAUUGGCUAAGACAGCUGUCAAUUUCAAAUUCAAUCCCAAAUUUACUUGUAUUGCACAGGGCCUUUGCUACAGGAAGGCGAAGGCCCUGACGGUUCUCCUCUGACUUUUACCAUUUAGCUUAGUUUGCUAGAGAUGUGCACAUGAAAACCGUAUAAAUCAAGUAUUUAAAUAAGCUAUAUUAAAAGUCCUAACUUUGUCUUUAACUAAUGAUUAAACGUUUUCUUGUUCACAUAUCAAGAAGUGUGUAUUAGUAUCCUAGUUGUUAGCUUUACUGGCAAUACAAACUAUGCUUUGGUCUCUGCAAGUUGUGAAAAGAACUUAUGAACUAAUUACGGUGAAUAAUUAGUAUGCUCAGAUAUUUGUUGAAAAUAAUUUUACAAAUGUUACUGUUUAAAAGACUGUGAAUCUAAUUAUCAAAGGUUCUAUUAAACUGAUUCUUGUGAGGUUUAAGCCAUGUUAUAAUGUUAUUACCUCCUCAAAAACACACCUGGAGUUGUGUUUUGCUUCAUUCACACAUGCUUGAGUCACUCUGUAUUAUUAGUCUGUCUCCAAAAUCUCCAAAGCUUAAAAGGCUCUAUUCCACUUUGUGAUACUAUGUAGUAACAAUUUUCAAGUAAACAGCUCCUUUUUGAGACAUGAAUUUCCAGUUCUGAAAAUUAUCCAUUUAUCCAUAAUUGUAGUGAAGGUGAAUGGAGUUCAUUAGAGCUAUUCCUGCAUUACCAUAUGACAUCACAAGUGUUUUGUAUUUGAGAGAAGAACUCUAAAUAUGCAGAGUUUGUGUAUUAAGCAUUUUGAAUGAAACAAAACACAACUCAAGGUAUAUUUCUGAAAAGGAAACAACAUAACAUAAAUCAGAAAACAGUGUAAUAUGAGCCUAAUAGGUGUUUUAUAGUGCAAGGAAGUCUGCGGUAGCAUGCUAUUAGGUUGCUCUGGACGCACAAGGUCAGUGAAAAAAAACAACACUGCAAAGCAUUUAAAAUUAACUAUAGUUCUGUUUUUCACAUUUUUGAGACAGUAAAAUUGAGGUACAGUGUAUCUAACAGUAUGUUUAAAUAACCAACUUGUAAUGUGAUUUUAUAGAUUAAAAGGUAAACUGGGGGGACUGGAGUGAUUGACAGAUUGCUAGAGCCAGGACUGAAGGCUAAACCUGAAAUGUGCACUGGAGCUUAGGACUCUACACUACUGUGCAACAUUUUCAAGAAUAGACAAAAAAUUGUACAGAUUUAAACUAUUGCUGGUACUUUAGCAAGAACACCUAAUAAAUACACCAAGAAAAGUGACAAAGAGAGGCAGUCCCCCAGUUUGUGCUACUAAUGUGUAAACAACACUGUCCACAGUUAGCAAUGUGACAGUAUCAUAUCUGACGAAUACAGGCAGCAUAUAAAGUAUGUGUCCAGCUUGACCAACCAGUAUAACAAGUCUUAUAAGUCAUGAUGAGUCUAAAAACAACAAAUGACUCAUUGAAAUAUAGCACAGGGGUAUUGUGAACAAUAGACAGUCACACCCAUCUGCAACUAGGGAGAUUCCAUGAUUAUUAAAUUCACAUUUUGUGUAUUUUGAAUGCCAAGAAAAAGGAACAUAGUUUAGAUGAAGGAGUCAGAAAUGAGUCAUGGUUGGGUUUAGUAAAAUGGGACUGGCUCAAUUCAGUCAACAAUGAAUGAAGAACCUCUGUCCCUCCCAAGAUGAUUAUGAUUUAGCAUUAACCACCUGUGCAUGUAGGAAUCAAAUGGAAUGUUAAGGCAGAAGUUAAGGGAAAAAUCCGAUAUAAAAAGUUACAGUUUUCUACAUUUGUGCUGGCUGUUGAUGGAGCAGACCAUCCAUUAUAAUGGUCUGCUCAGUUCCUUGAAGGUUAAUCAGCUCUGUGACUGCAUAAGCAGUAGGUCCAGAGAUGGAUUAUAGCUCUAAGAAGUGCUUUACUUGACUUGUGUUCCAGUAUUUAUUUGCCCUCCUCCUGGAAAUCCUCUGGACUGUUUUAAGUGCUAAUAAAGUUUUGCCUGUAGCUGAGAAGUGUUACUCUCUUUCUCUAAAUGGCUUGACUGAGACAAGGGAUCUAAUAAACAAGAUCUGUUUUUUUUGUUUUUGUUUUUUGUUUUGUUUUUUGUGUUUUGUUUUUGAAAAGCUAGAUUUUAUAUUACUCACAAUCUUUACUAUAAGGAUGUGUCCAGAGGGAUGCACAAAAUGAAUUUUGGCUGUUGUUAUUUUUAUUAAGUGUAUUUUGUUAUUUUUAUUUAAAUACUAUGAUUUUUCACACUGCUUGUGUAAACAUUAUUAAAUACAUCCAAUAUUUGG
Boleophthalmus pectinirostris (great blue-spotted mudskipper) is the source of this 4170-nucleotide messenger RNA. Its product is annotated as CMP-N-acetylneuraminate-beta-galactosamide-alpha-2,3-sialyltransferase 1-like. The transcript has 8 exons. NCBI's taxonomy places the organism in Eukaryota, Metazoa, Chordata, Actinopteri, Gobiiformes, Gobiidae. Bases 516 to 1478 code for a protein of 320 amino acids. The record is from RefSeq and is a predicted model, not a curated record. Gene Ontology annotation, molecular function: beta-galactoside (CMP) alpha-2,3-sialyltransferase activity.